CCAAUCCUUCGAAAUAAUUCUGUCUAUAAUCACUUCACCUCCUACCCCAAAAACUACCGCCAAUAUGAUGUCUGCUCGAUCCAUGAUGACUAUGCGCUCUGCGCAGGCUAGCAAGAUGAUCCUUGGACGAGGAUUCUUUACCACAUCCACACGUCUCGGUCUCAAGGAGUCUUCAACUCAGACCGACGUCGACUACGAGAAGCACAAGCAGGACUCCCUCAAGAAGCAGAAGGAGGGCAGCGGCCACUGGAAGCCCGAGCUCGCCUCUGACAGUGAGGAGGCCGUCAAGGCUGACCGAUCUCAAACCGAUCCUCAGAAAGACAUCAAGAACCUCCAGGAGCGAACCAAGAAGGCGGCCGAGGAGACUCACAAGGCUGGUACCAGCACACGGGAUAACAUGUAAAACAGAGAAUCGUGUUUCGAAUUGCUGAUUGAUUGAAUGAAUGAGCGGUUGGUGGUUUGAUCAAUAGAUUGUUCUGGGAGUUAUAAGGUCCGGAUGAUAGACUGGAAGUCUGAGCAAAACAGUUUAUUAAUGAGACUUGUCUCGAUGGCAAUAUUCAAUGUGUUCUCUU
This is a messenger RNA of Fusarium graminearum PH-1, 572 nucleotides long. RefSeq lists its product as uncharacterized. Bases 65 to 403 code for a protein of 112 amino acids. The transcript is spliced from 2 exons. The record is from RefSeq and is a predicted model, not a curated record. NCBI's taxonomy places the organism in Eukaryota, Fungi, Ascomycota, Sordariomycetes, Hypocreales, Nectriaceae.